This is a messenger RNA of Cuscuta campestris, 1977 nucleotides long. NCBI's taxonomy places the organism in Eukaryota, Viridiplantae, Streptophyta, Magnoliopsida, Solanales, Convolvulaceae. The record is from the annotation of a GenBank genome assembly.
CAUGAUUCACAAUAUAAAAGUUCUGAAAACUGAAAAUCUAAGGAAGACAAAAUAGAUUUGGCAAUCGCAGAAGCCGGAUGACCAAGUCUACGAUGCCAUGUGGACUCUUGGAUAGCUUGAUACACAAUGGUUGGGAGUUUGGAAGGAAGUGUGUAUAACCAAUGCUCACAGAGGCCCUUGUACCGCACCUAGUUGGUAGGAUUGUCCACUAUCUGGAAAUCAUUGGCAUUAAAAACAAGGGUGCAGUUGUUAUCUUUAGUAAAUCGAUGGCCAGACAAUAGAUUGGAGGUAAGGGAAGGAACAUAAUGAAGAGUAGAAAGGUGGUAUUUACCAUUAUGCGUAUGGACAAAACCUGAGCCAGAGUGUGUGAUGGGUAGGGAUUGGCCAAUGUCACACCCCAACCCGCGCAAUCCGAACCAACGGGUUAGCGAAUCGGGUUGUUACUAAAUUGUUAUUCGCAUGCAUAAUUUUUUUUUUAAAAAAUAACAAACUGAAUAAAUUAUAAAUUCAUUCUUGAGAGUUUAAAACUAAACCAAAAUUUAUCAGAGUAAUAAAACAAGUCCAAAAGUCGUGGAAGCAUAAUAAAACCAAAGUAACGUCCAACAAUCCAUAUAUUCAAAUAAAAUAAUGUAGUUGAAUUACUAAAGUAAACAAGAGCCAUCCACGCCACCACCACUUCACUGAACUCCGGGUUGCCCAUCAAAUUCUGUGUUCCUACCUGUGUGCAGUCAAACAACAAUGACUACACGCUCAGCGAAAUGCUGAGUGAAAAAAUAUACCUAAGCCAACAUUAACUCACACAAUAGCACCACAUUAACAUACAAUCAACAACAUCAUGUGAUCACGGAGAAAAAUAGCUUAAAUAAACAUAUUUAUAUUAACACCUUUCAUUUGAGCAUCAUGUCCUUAUUUUAUUCCACAUCAACUACUUUGAGUCAUGGCAUCCCAAGCGAUGCUAUAAAAGGGCCAGCUCAGAAACCCAAAGGAGAUUCACUUUGGGCGGAUUGAAGCCCUGUCCCUACGAUGCCAGGACAGGUCCGCCUAAAUAUACUAGGUGGCCUAUUUAUCAUACAUUGUUCAUAAUCCACAUUAUUCACCAAUAAGAUUAACUUAAUUUAACAUUGGUUCACAAAUUCACAAUAAAUCACGUAGCGACCUAUCCGGGCCGAAGACCCACGAUUACCGUCAUGCAUAAUCAAACAACCCAAAUUACAAUUAACCCAACUUACCUUCGCGAAAUCGAGCCCAAGGAAUCAAUCAUUAGGCCCGCUGCCCCGCCAGAGCAGUCCACAUCGUUGCCGGAACAACCCCGGCAUCCCACGGGUAGCCGCCCCGGCUGCCCGAACCCGAAACCAGACCAAAAAGCCCCGUUGGGUGGUUCACAGCAACCCGAACAGUACAUCAAUUAACCCAAAACAGUCCAAUCACAUCCAAUUGCAAUUGAGUAGCCCAAUUGAACCCGUUUGGACCCAAUUGCGCCCAAUUAGCUCCAAUUGACCCAAUUGAACCCCCCUGACUGUCACCAACCACUGCCGGGGACCAACCGCCCCGCCGCCGGCAUUUCGCCGGAAAAACGAGCAGCAACACCCCCAAAUUAUCAAUCACACCAAUUCAAUCAUCCACAACCAACUCCUCAACCAAAUUUAAGGAUUAUGUACUAAGAAAGUCCUAAACCAUGAAUUAACACUAAAGCUAGGUAUAGAACAACGAUUCACCUCGAAAUCUGACAAGUUAAACCUUGGAUUGAACAAGGUCGCCGCUGCAAUUCCCCGAUCUCGUCGGCUCGGACGUGCGACGAAGGGAAGGAGAGGAGGAUGGAGGUCGAUGGCGAGGACUCGACGACUUCUCUGGUCGGCGUCACAGCGGCGAACGGAACAACACGGGAGAGAGAGAGCUCGGGCGUUACGCGAUAAGGGAUGGGUUUUGUAACUUCCCCGGCAUGUUUAAUAUAUAAUUAAAUAUAUUUAGGAUCCAAUU